CGGCUGGCGCAUCCAGGCCCAAACUCCUGUUCUCUCGGGAGUCAGCACCCUCGAACUCCAAGAGGAAGGACCCAGAGGGGACACGAUGUGAACAGGGGUCUGGACUCUGCGCUGGGGUGCAGGCGUUGCUGCGUCCGACCUGGAGCCACCGGGCUGAGCUCCGGAGCCAGUGCCCCUCCCAUCCUCCAAAGCUUUAUCCACCACAUUUCUCCUCUGCCUGUUUGGCUUUCCAGGCCUUGGCAAAGGUUUCAAAACCUUAUUUUGCAGUCUAGACAGACGAGAUCACCAGCACUCUAAGGACACUUUGCUGCAGAGAAGUGGCAAAAUCUUCACCCCAAGGGCACCUCUGGAAACUCUGGGACCAGGCAUCUCCCUGUUUCCCGGUUUCCUGACUGCUGGGACCACAGAGAGGUGCCCCAGAGCUGGCCCUCCUGCCUCUGCCACAGCCUCAUCAGUUUCCUGGGCUUCUUGCUGCUGCUGCUGACCUUCCCCAUUUCUGGCUGGUUUGCCCUCAAGUGGCUGUGUGGUUUUUGAGCAUGAGCCUUGGUUUUCUCAUCUAAGAACAGGACUAAGGAUACACUCUGACCAGAUUGUGCCCACCUACGAGCGGAUGAUUGUGUUCCGACUGGGCCGCAUCCGCAACCCCCAGGGGCCUGGCAUGGUCCUGCUCCUGCCCUUCAUUGACUCCUUUCAGAGGGUGGAUCUGAGGACGCGCGCCUUCAACGUCCCUCCCUGCAAGCUGGCCUCUAAGGACGGGGCGGUGCUGUCUGUGGGGGCCGAUGUCCAGUUCCGCAUCUGGGACCCGGUGCUGUCGGUGAUGACUGUGAAGGAUCUGAACACUGCCACGCGCAUGACGGCCCAGAAUGCCAUGACCAAGGCCCUGCUCAAGAGGCCACUGCGGGAGAUCCAGAUGGAGAAGCUCAAGAUCGGCGACCAGCUCCUGCUGGAGAUUAAUGAUGUGACCAGGGCCUGGGGGCUGGAGGUGGACCGCGUGGAGCUGUCAGUGGAGGCUGUGCUCCAGCCGCCGCAGGAGGGCCCGGCUGGGCACAGCCUGGACAGCACCCUUCAGCAGCUGGCCCUCCACUUCCUUGGGGGAGGCAUGUCCUCAGUGGCAGGAAGUGCCCCGUCCCUGGGCCCAGCAGACACGCUGGAGAUGGUGAAUGAAGUUGAGCAACCUGCCCCGCACGUCAGUGCUAGGCCCAGCCCGAAGCAGCCCGUGGCCGAGGGGCUGCUGACCACUCUACAGCCCUUCCUGUCUGAGGCCCUGGUCAGCCAGGUCCGGGCCUGCUACCAGUUCAACGUUGCCAUGCCUGGUGGCACCCAGAGCAUCUACUUCCUGGACCUCACCACAGGGCGAGGGAAGGUUGGACACGGGGUGCCUGACAGCAUCCCUGACGUGGUGGUGGAGAUGUCCGAGGCAGACCUGCAGGCCCUGCUGUCCAGGGAGCUGCGGCCCCUGGGGGCCUACAUGAGUGGGCGGCUGAGGGUGAAGGGAGACCUGGCUGUGGCCAUGAAGCUGGAGGCUGUCCUCAGGGCCCUGAAGUAGCAGCCUUGGCUGGCUUCCCAUAGCCCAGCUCUGAGCCUGGCACCAAGCCAGGAGGGCCUCUUGGAGGAGGAGGCAGUGCUGCACCUUGGAGAGUUGAGGCCUUAAGGCAUUUCGGGCCCAGCCAGGAGCCAAUGGAUGGAGGCUGGGAGACACCAGAGGCCGACAGAGACCGAGUCAUGUGCCCUGCCCUUCUCACCUGCAGGGAUUCUGUGGACAAGCCGUUGGCCAUCCCCAUUCCCUACCGAGUGCCCAGACCUGAGCUGGGUACACUGUGUGGGAGACAGAAGGAGAGAGCUGGGCUCACUCUACUCUGCUGGCUGCUUAGCUGAAGAAGCAGGACCCACAGGAAUGGCCUGACAGCAGCUGACUUGAUUCCUGCAUGAGGGACCAAAGUGUGCAGCUUGGGCUCUGAAUCCUGGGAGAGCUUCAAAGGGAGGAAGCAGAGAGGGUGGGGGAGGGAGAGGGAAGGCUGCCUCCAGUAAGAGGUGGUCACUGCAGCGGGAUCAGGGCGGGACCUGCCUUCUGCCUUCCGGGUUACUGUCCAGGCCUAGGCUAAGGGGGGUGAGGGGGUGAGAGCGGGCUGCUGCUCCCCUGGCCUGGCUCCUGAAGCCAUCCUGUCUGGCAGCUCUGUUUUGCAUGUGUGAUGGGCUGGGGCCCAGGGCAGCAUGAAGUGGAGCCCUACUGCCCCUGUGCUUCUCACCAGAUGUAUGAAAAUCUCAAAAAGAAAUAAAUAUGGUAUUUACAAUCAA
Molecule: messenger RNA, 2295 nt
Organism: Choloepus didactylus (southern two-toed sloth)
Lineage: Eukaryota; Metazoa; Chordata; Mammalia; Pilosa; Megalonychidae
Gene: STOML1
Product: stomatin like 1
Exons: 8
Coding region: 611-1546 (311 amino acids)
Cellular component (GO): plasma membrane
Source: RefSeq, a predicted model, not a curated record